Molecule: messenger RNA, 1625 nt
Organism: Chanos chanos (milkfish)
Lineage: Eukaryota; Metazoa; Chordata; Actinopteri; Gonorynchiformes; Chanidae
Product: F-box/LRR-repeat protein 7
Exons: 4
Coding region: 1-1470 (489 amino acids)
Cellular component (GO): cytoplasm
Molecular function (GO): protein binding
Source: RefSeq, a predicted model, not a curated record
AUGGGUGCGAACAAUGGGAAACAGUAUGGAAGCGAAGGUAAAGGAAGCUCCAGCAUCUCCUCCGACGUGAGCUCAGGCACAGAACACACACCAACCAAAACUCCAAAAAAUGUGGCUACCAGUGAAGACUCAGACCUAAGCAUGCGGACUCUUAGCACGCCCAGUCCUGCCCUCAUCUUGAAUCCAAACUCCCCGCCCCUGUCCUCCCAAACAGUCACCAAUGGCUUGGAGUCCUCCCCUUCCGGCUGCGGCGUUCCUGGGGAAACUGUUACCAUGGUGCAGGUUCACGCACCUCCAGGCACACGUCCCUCGAAGUGCCCUCAUCCUGCAUUCAUUGACCUUCUGCCAGACCAGGUCCUCCUACAGAUCCUUGCCCACCUCCCCACGCCACAGCUGUGUCGUUGUGCCCGUGUGUGCCGACGUUGGUACAACCUAGCAUGGGACCCUCGGCUUUGGAGAUCCAUCCGACUGACUGGAGAACAGCUUCACGCUGACCGGGCCUUAAGGGUGCUCACCCAUCGACUUUGCCAGGACACACCAAACGUGUGCUUGACCCUGGAGACAGUGGUGGCCAGUGGCUGCAGGAGACUCACCGACCGUGGGCUACACGCUGUGGCCCAGUCCUGCCCAGAGCUCCGGAGACUGGAGGUAGCCAGUUGCUACAAUGUGUCCAACGAGGCUGUGUUUGAAGUGGUGUCCCGCUGCCCCAACUUGGAACAUCUGGAUGUCUCAGGCUGUCCUAAAGUGACCUGUAUCAGUCUGACCCAGGAAGCCACAUUACAGCUGUCUCCUCUGCACGGCCAGCAAAUUUCUAUCCGUUACCUGGACAUGACAGACUGCUUCUCCCUGGAGGACGAGGGCUUGCGUACCAUAGCGGCGCACUGCCCGCGACUCACGCACCUCUACCUGCGACGCUGCGCUUACCUCACUGACGAUGCCAUGCGACAGCUGGCGCUGCACUGCCCAGCGGUGCGAGAGCUAAGUCUUAGCGACUGCCGUCUGAUCGGUGACUUUGGUUUGCGUGAGGUGGCACGUCUGGAGGGACAGCUGCGUUACCUUAGCGUGGCGCACUGCGUCCGCAUUACCGACGUCGGUGUACGAUACGUGGCACGGUACUGCCCGCGUCUGCGCUACCUGAACGCGCGCGGCUGCGAAGGACUGACGGACCACGGCCUGGGCCACUUGGCGCGCAGCUGCCCCAAACUGCGCUCGCUGGACGUUGGCAAGUGCCCGCUGGUGUCAGACGCAGGACUGGAGAUGUUGGCGCGCAGCUGCGUUGGACUACGGCGGCUUAGCCUGCGGGCGUGUGAGAGCGUGACGGGGCGUGGGCUUCGAGCGCUGGCCCAAUAUUGCAGUGAGCUGCAGCUGCUCAACGUACAGGAGUGCGAGGUGCCGCCGGAGGCCCUGCGAUCGGUCCGUCGUCACUGCAGGCGCUGUAUCAUCGAGCACACGAUCCCCGCCUUCUACUGAGGAGGGGGCGGGGUGAAGGACGGAGUCACAGACAGAGGAUGGACAUCUGACAAGUGGAUGUUUUAUUUUUAAACUUCCUGCAUUAAUUCAAUUGCAUUUAGAGGAGGGUGGGCCUGUUUGGGGUGUAUUGAAAUUAUGUGCAAUACUUUUGUAGC